AUGUCUCGAGCAGCGGUCCCCUCGACCUCUACUCUCACCCAUAUCUCCUCUCGGGCCCUUCCAUCAACAUCUGCCGCUGCCCGCCUUUCGACCCCGGCCCGGACUUUCGCUACCGUCCAAGAUGGAGCUGCCCCCAAAAAACCACAUGGCGGCUUGAAGGAUCAGGACCGUAUCUUCACCAAUCUUUACGGCCAUCAUGGCACAGAUCUGAAGUCGGCGAUGAAGUACGGCGACUGGCAUAAGACGAAGGAAAUUGUUCUCAAGGGCCAUGACUGGCUUAUCUCCGAGAUCAAAGCCUCUGGUCUGCGUGGUCGUGGUGGUGCUGGUUUUCCAUCUGGUCUUAAAUACUCUUUCAUGAACUUCAAAGACUGGGAUAAGGAUUCGCGACCACGAUACUUGGUUGUCAAUGCUGACGAGGGCGAGCCCGGAACCUGCAAAGACCGUGAAAUUAUGCGCAAGGACCCCCAGAAGCUUAUCGAGGGAUGCUUGGUUGUUGGUCGCGCCAUGAACGCCACUGCUGCUUACAUCUAUAUCCGUGGUGAAUUCUAUCACGAAGCUACCGUGCUUCAACGCGCUAUCCAAGAAGCUUACCAGGCCGGUUUGAUUGGUAAGAAUGCUUGUGGAACUGGCUACGACUUCGAUGUAUACGUUCACCGCGGUGCUGGAGCAUACGUUUGCGGUGAGGAAACAUCACUCAUUGAGUCCCUCGAGGGAAAGGCUGGCAAGCCUCGUCUUAAGCCUCCCUUCCCCGCUGCCGUCGGUCUAUUUGGUUGCCCCAGUACCGUCACCAACGUGGAAACAGUCGCUGUUGUUCCCACCAUCGUGCGUCGUGGUGCUAGCUGGUUUGCUGGCUUCGGUCGUGAACGUAACCAGGGUACCAAGCUAUUUUGUAUCUCGGGUCACGUCAACAACCCUUGCACUGUUGAAGAAGAGAUGUCUAUUCCCCUGCGAGAACUAAUUGACCGCCACUGCGGUGGUGUUCGUGGUGGAUGGGACAAUUUGUUGGCUGUCAUUCCCGGCGGUUCCUCUACCCCCAUUCUUCCCAAGAGCGUCUGUGAUGAUCAAUUGAUGGACUUUGACGCUCUCAAAGACUCCCAAAGUGGUCUCGGAACCGCAGCUGUUAUUGUCAUGGACAAAUCCACUGACGUCGUCCGUGCUAUUUCUCGCCUCUCUCAUUUCUACCGCCACGAAAGUUGCGGACAGUGUACACCAUGCCGUGAAGGUAGCAAAUGGACACAGCAGAUUAUGCACCGAAUGGAGUCAGGCCAGGCUCGUGAGCGCGAGAUUGACAUGCUUCAGGAAUUGACCAAGCAGGUUGAAGGACACACCAUCUGUGCCUUGGGCGAAGCCUUUGCUUGGCCUAUUCAGGGUCUUAUCCGCCACUUCCGACCCGAGCUUGAAGCUCGUAUCAAGCAGUAUGAAGCGGAACACGGCAAGCAGCCUUUCGCUGGCGGUUGGGCUCCACAGACAAAAGAUGAGGGAAAGCUGAUUGCGCCAGGUCAAUAG
This is a messenger RNA of Talaromyces atroroseus, 1506 nucleotides long. RefSeq names its product NADH-ubiquinone oxidoreductase subunit, mitochondrial. Gene Ontology annotation, molecular function: NAD binding; NADH dehydrogenase (ubiquinone) activity; 4 iron, 4 sulfur cluster binding. The record is from RefSeq and is a predicted model, not a curated record. The transcript is spliced from 3 exons. NCBI's taxonomy places the organism in Eukaryota, Fungi, Ascomycota, Eurotiomycetes, Eurotiales, Trichocomaceae. The coding region runs from base 1 to 1506 and encodes 501 amino acids.